Molecule: messenger RNA, 2690 nt
Organism: Momordica charantia (bitter melon)
Lineage: Eukaryota; Viridiplantae; Streptophyta; Magnoliopsida; Cucurbitales; Cucurbitaceae
Gene: IDD5
Product: indeterminate(ID)-domain 5
Cellular component (GO): nucleus
Molecular function (GO): DNA-binding transcription factor activity
Source: RefSeq, a predicted model, not a curated record
AAACCAAAGAAGAACCGCAGAGAGUAACAUCACUUACUCGGAACCAUUUUUUUUUCUUUUUUUUUUCCUUCCCUCUCUGAUUUAAACCAAACAGGCAAAAGAAAAGGAGGGGUCAAGGAAAAGAGGAGAGAAAAAGGAAAAAAAAAAAGGGCAAUAUAGAAGUUGAGAGAGAGAGAGAGAGAGAGAGUAAAAGCAUCUAAUGGCUGCAAAGAUGGAGUGGAUUCCUCUAUCUUUCUCUUCAUCCUCCAUCUCCAUAUCCCAAGUUUUGCUUCCAAUUUAUUCCCAUAGCUUCUUCUAAGCUUGUUAGAUUCAAGAUUCCGAAUUGAUUUGAAGGAAACCGCUCUGUUUUUGCAUGUGCGUAGAAAAGAAGGAAAAGGUAGUCAAUUUAAUUUCAGAGGAAGAAGAAGAAGAAAAUUAGAGGUGGAAUUGAAUUGAAUUUAUAUAGAAGAUGGCUGCGUCUUCUUCAUCUGUACCAGUAUUUGGAGUUCGAGAAGAAGUAGCGCAGAGGAAUAAUAAUCCGCAGCUGCAGCAGCAGCAGCAUUCGAAUUCGUCGACGGCGGCCCCACCUCCGAAGAAAAAGAGGAACCAGCCAGGAACACCAAAUCCAGAUGCGGAGGUGAUUGCGUUGAGUCCGAAGACGCUAAUGGCGACGAACAGGUUCAUAUGCGAGGUGUGCAACAAGGGAUUCCAGAGGGAGCAGAAUCUGCAGCUGCACAGAAGAGGCCACAACUUGCCGUGGAAGCUGAAGCAGAAGAGCACCAAGGAGCCGAAGCGGAAGGUGUACCUGUGCCCCGAGCCCAGCUGCGUCCACCACGACCCCUCACGAGCCCUCGGCGACCUCACCGGCAUCAAAAAGCACUACUCCAGAAAGCACGGCGAGAAGAAGUGGAAGUGCGACAAGUGCUCCAAGCGCUACGCCGUCCAGUCCGACUGGAAAGCCCACUCCAAGACCUGCGGCACCCGCGAGUACCGCUGCGACUGCGGCACUCUCUUCUCCAGACGGGACAGUUUCAUCACCCACAGAGCCUUCUGCGACGCACUGGCCCAAGAAAGCGCAAGACACCCUCCCAACUUAGGAUCCGCCAUUGGAAGCCAUUUAUAUGGAACUAACACCAAUAAUGUCGGGUUGACCCUAUCUCAAGUCCCUCAGUUAUCCUCUCUCCAAGACCAUCCCAAUAUUUCCCAAUCAGCCCACGACGUCCUCCGCCUCGGUGGUGCCCGAGCCGGGCAGUUCAGCCACCUUCUUCCCCCGUCGAUUGGCUCGUCCUUCCGGCCCCCGCAGCAGGCAAUGCCAUCGUCGUCGUCAUCCGCAGCUUUCUUCCUAACCGAUCAAACUAACCAGAAUAGCUUCCAUGAAGAUCAUCAGAGCCAAUCCCAACAAGGGUUGUUUGGGAACAAGGGGUUUCAUGGGCUAAUGCAAUUCCCAUCUGAUAUCCAAAGUCAUACGAGUAGUAAUAACAACCCUGCCACCACCGCCACGAACCUCUUCAACUUGGGAUUCAUUUCAAAUCCCACUGGCGACAACAAUAAUACAAACAGCAACAGCAGCAACAACAACAACAAUCUUCAAUCCUCUUUGCUAAAUCAAUUCAGUGGCGGAAACAAUGGAAGUAAUGAAGGUGGGGCGGCUAAUAUAUUCUCGGUUAACAUAAUGGGCGAUCAUCAAAUCAGUUCAGGUGCAGUGCCGUCUCUCUACAGCAAUGCAACCGGAGUCAGUGUUGGUGUCGCUGGCGGCAGCGGUGGAGGUAUGCCACACAUGUCGGCGACGGCGCUUCUUCAAAAGGCAGCUCAACUCGGCUCCACCACGUCGAGCAGCAACACGACGGCAACAUUGCUCAGAACAUUCGGGAGCUCCUCGUCAUCUGGUGGGAAACCGUCGGACAGGAUGCUGUUUCCGCCGAGCUACGGCGGAGUGUUUGGGGAAAACGAGAACAAUUUGCAAGAUCUGAUGAACUCAUUCGCGAGCGGCGGCUCGGCCAGUGGUAUCUUUGGAGCUGGGAAUGGGAUGAACUCGUUCGGUGGAUUCGACAGCGGCGGCAACAGAACGACCAACAUGGAAACCUUAGAGGAUCCGAAGCUACAGCAGAAUCUGACCGCGGUCAGCAUGGGCGGGACAGAUAGGUUAACGAGAGACUUCCUCGGCGUUGGACAGAUCGUGAGAAGCAUGAGCAGCGGUGGAGGAGGCGGCGGCGGAGGGCAUAAGCAACCGCCGCAAGGGAUCGUAUUGGACCCAAGUGAGAGCAACUCUGCGCCGUCAAGCCAAGCGUUCGGAGGUGGAAACUACCAGUGAAGAAGAAGAAGAAGAAGAAGAAGAAGAGGAAGAAAAAGAAGAAGCAGAAGGAGAAGAAAAGUACAGACAGAAACAGAUUUUUCAAAUGCAACAAACAUCCAUGCCAGCCAACUUCAAUCAGUGAUCCAAAAUAUAUCAGGUAGUUUAUUUUUUGUUUUAUUUUAUUUUAUUUUUGUUUAUGUAAUUUUACCAUGAGAGGAGAGGAAGGACGACCAGAUAGCUAGUCUUUUUUUCUUUUUUUUUUUCCCUUACUUUCAACUAAGCUGUAUUAAUUCCAUCUUUUCUGGGCGACCAAUGAGCUUUUUUAUAAUUAACUUUUAGUCUACCUAGCUAGGCUAGGCUAAAAUUCUCCUCUCCUUAUAGUUUCAUAGACAUAUUUGCAAAGUCAACAUUAGUUCAA